UGCAGAACUUGCAUAAUAUAGUCAAAUCUUUAUAUUAAUUUAUUUGUUUCUUCUUGACUUUGACAAAUAUUUUGCCUUUUCAUGUCAUAAUAUGGCACCGUAGGCAAUGAAAUUCUGCGUGAACUGUUGAAAAGAUAUCAAGAUGCAAGGGCGAAAGAAAUUUGCUGCAAAGACAGCGGGACAAAAUGAAAGCACUAAAGGGACUGUUCCGGAUGCAAUACUCAAACAAGCUCGCAAGUCUGGGCAGCUAAAUUUAUCUAACCGGGAAAUAAAAAUAAUUCCAGAUAAAAUAUGGAAAAUAAACCAAGAAAUACCAGAAGAAGAAAGGAAUGCAUCACUUGAUUCUGAUGAAAAAUGGUGGGAUCAAACACAGUUAAAUAAACUCAUUCUUGCCUCAAAUCAAAUAACAAGUAUUUCUCCUGAUGUUCAGCUGUUACAGGCUUUAGUUGUACUUGAUGUAAGUUUGCUCAUAUAAGCCAUAAGUAAUUUUUACAUUCAGAUGUUACCACAUGGGGGCGGCAAACAAUUAGACAUAUGCCGAUGGACCAGCUAUAGUGUGGAAAGUUUGUAUCGCGCAGCAGAUAACUCCGGCGCGCAAUUUCCAAACUUUCCAGUCUGGCCGAUGGAUAGGCUGGCAUUAAUUUAUUAUACCUCACACUUACCUACAUUUCUGUCUGGGGAACUUUAAAAAACUAGUGCUAAUUCACCUAUCAAUGUUAAGCCCCAGGGUGGGAGGGUUGGGCAUAUAUGUGGGGCAUGAUUUUUCAUGCAAUUUUUUGGUCAUUCCCUACAGUACCAUGGGGGAAGCAAAUAUCAGUCUGAAAAUGUGAUCAAAUGCCCCACUGUUGGGCACACAUAUUUGUGGUGAAAGGCUUGAAAGUCAUUUGUCCCAAUCCUCAACACAUGCUCUUCCUCAGGAUGCAAGAUGCGUAAUUCAAAUAUCCCACACUUUGGGAGGUAGAGAAUUAAUAGAGAUAAUUCCAGCGGGUGAAGAGUAAAGUAUCAAAUGCCCGUAUGCCCACCUCCUACCUGGGGCUUAACAUUGAUAGAUGCAGAAUUACAACAGCUCAUUUUGGAAUCUCCCAGGAUGUAUGUUUUUCGUAUAUGGGUUAUUUUCAUUCUGUUUUCCAAGGUAUCACCUGUUUUUUGUGAGAUAUACAGGAUCUGCAACCAGGCCAGCCUGGUUGUUUAUAUCAAAGGAAAGGUAAUUUUCCACCACAAAAAAACUGCACUUUGUCUUUGAGAAAACAGGCCCAAAACAGCCCAGCCUGGUUACCAUAGAAACAGCCUAUUUGAAAAUUGGUAUUCUGAAAUAGACCAUUGAAAAGUAUAUAAUUUUCAGUAUUUUGGUUAAGUUGCUGAGGUUUGGGGGCACGUACAGGAAUAUCGGACAAUACUGUAGGGGAUGCAGCAGUCUGAUGCACUGUUUGCUGAGAGCUAAAGACACUGAAGGGAGCCAUGAGCUCUGAUCAAGUCUUGGCCUCCUUGCACUUAACCUGCAUACCUUGUACUAAGAGGUUAAGUGGAUCAGCACUGCUGGUGUGGGUUUAUUGCAUUGCAAGAUGUACUCCUAGCUGGCAGAACCUAUAGUAGUAGCCAUGACAGUGGAAUUAAUACUGGAAAGACCUAUUAAAUGCUGAAAUAAGUCCCCCAGCAACCCCCCCAAAAUAAGUAAUACUAACAUUAAUCAGGAGGGCCGGGGUCAGAUAUGGGAUAUUGGUAGAAACCCAAAUUACCAAUUAAAUAGGACGUAGGUAUAAUCAUCAUAAUGAAAUAUGCUUAAUUAUUUACCAUUUCUAUUUUUAAAUAUUUUCCUAUGCCUGUGGUGGUGUAAUAGACAAUUCCAGCUAUCGACUAAUUUUUUAUCUAGACAAGAAAGACGAAAUAUAAUUAUUCAUUAUAGAUCAAAAGAGCAUCCUAAAAUGAGUAAAAUUGCAAAGUUUGGUUGCGAAAUGUUGUAAAAUACGGAAACUAUAGCCCUGUGAAAUUGGUGAAUUUUCAGUAUUUUGACCACUUUCGGCUCAAAAAUGGUUAUUUUUACCAUUUUUUUAAUUAAAAAUACUGAACAUUUGCUAAUUUCACAGGGCUAUAUUUUCCGUAUUUUACAACAUUUUGCAACCAAAAUAGCAUUUAUUAUAAGUUAACUUUGUAAUAAUUAAUUAAUGAAAUAUUGAGGCUGGUGUAAUUUGAUUCAUGAAUUCGCAGAUUACCACGUUUGAAUAAAGUUGUCAUUCCAUUUCAUAUUAAGCCCUGCCCUCUUAUUUAUUAACCCUCUCUCUCCAAUAGCCCCAACCCAACAUCCCUGAAAUAAAUAGAAGAUUUAUGAUGUGCAAUGUAUAGCUCAAUGCAUUAAAUGCAAUGUUGUAAGUGGGCCCAGGUGUGCAAUGUAGCACCAAAUUAAUUAACAUACUGAUUCUGAUAAAAAAUAUUCUGAUUCAAGCUUCAUGAUAACGAGAUAACAAGUUUACCUGAAGCAAUUGGAGAGCUUAGUAAUCUGAAGAAACUUAACCUGAGGUAAAUAAUAUUUCACUUUCCAAUUUCUUUGAUUAUUACAUAUUACGAAAGUCACCGAACUGUGGAAUCGCAUAAAAAAUUCGUAUAUCGGCCACUCCCACAAUUCACAAAUUCUAAUUUUGAACAGCCAAUCAGGUUCUUGGUAACAAUUACAAUUAAACGUCGAUUGGCUGUUUAAAAUUAGAGUUGUAAAAUGCAAAAAUAUGUAGGUACGGUCGUAGACGUUGGUGGGAGUGGUCGAUAUACGAAUUUUUGAUGCGAUUCCACAGUUCGGUGCCUUUCUUAAUUAAUAUUAAAUACAAGUAACAAGGUUAAAAAUGAGUAAAAAAAACGAGAAACAUGGCGGAUCAAAUUUAUAUGGAAACAAUUGCCAUUUUCCACAAAAACUAACAAUUUCAAUUUUAGCAUUUCAACUCAACUUUAAUUUCGGGUAAUGUCCUAGUAUAAGUUAGCCUUUCGCAGUUUCGUGUUUCUUGGGAAGCGAAAUAAGCAUGAAACAUUUAAAAACGUUUGAAAGCAUAUUUGAUGUCCUUUGGUCCGUAUUAUAAAGUUGGUGGUCUUCGGUCGCCUUUCGAAUAUGCCUCGAUUAACAAAAGAUCAAAGAGUUUGGGUUUUAUGGUUUCCCGUGCAAAACAUUGUAUACGUGAAAAAGGACAUACUUUCUAAGACGAAUUAAUAAUUGUUUAUCCAACAAUUAUGUUUUUCAUUCGUUCUUUUGGCCAUAAUAAAACUAUAUAAUUUAUCAAGUUUAACCAAAUAAUAUUUGAUAGGCAAUUUUAUGUAUUUAACAUUGUCAAAUAUGCUUAUUCGAUUUAAAACAUCGAUAGCUCAGUAGAUGUUGCACAGCCAUUCAAAUGUUAUAUAUCGAAAUCUAAGUUAGCCCUUUUUCAAUGCAAUAAAACUUAUUUGAGUGCAAUAGCUUUUAUAGUUUUGAUGAACGUUACAUUAAAUCAAACAGCGCGAGUUUUUCAAAGAAUAUCAGUCAAAAUUGCAUGUUGAAUGAAAAAGACGAGUUUAAGUUCCAGGUGCUUCAAAACCACGAGUGGAGUGCGUGUUCUUAUUCUUGGGUUUCAUAUGACGUCACAGAAGUGACCGGGGGUGAACUCUAAAACAAAACACAGUUAUCAGAGUGAGUCGAUUGCUUGUUUUAUGGAUUAGCCUUGUGUUUGGUAACAAAUACAUGGAAUUUCGUACCAUUUUCUCACUCCAGUAUAGCGUAAGUAUCAAUACAUUUGAGGUUGACUCCCCGUCAGAUUCACUGCAUGAUGCCGUUAGUGAAACCCAAGAAUUGCACGAGAAUUCAUACUACUUGCUUAGUGUUUUUUUAGAUUAUUUUAUAUAUAUUAAAUAACAUGUCAGACUAAACUAUUUAUUUAAUAACUAGAAAACCUUUUUCUAUAAACCGAAGUUCAUUCUGCAUUUUUCAGUUACAACAAAUUGACAUGCCUUCCAAGUGAAAUUGGUAAUCUCAGUGCACUGGUCUCACUGAUGAUACAACACAACCAACUCAAAGAACUUGUGGAGAACAUUGGAAAACUAGAUAAGCUGGAAGAGCUGGUAAUCAGUUGAUGUGUUCUGAUAUAUAUUAUCGUAAUUGUUGAAUUGUGCAUGUUACCGUAUAUAUAUAAUUGCCUGAAUAUACUGUACUAUUGUCUAACAGAUCGGAUCAAUUCACCUUGCAAGGUGAAGAUUAAUGUCGAUGUUCCAUUGAUGGAAACUUUUAUAAAUAUAUGGAGCUAAAAGAGGAGAUUCUUAUAUGGAUAUUUCUUAUUCUCCUCGAGUUGAAAAAUAUCAACAGUUUCAUCAAUUAAAACCUGGUUUCCAUUUCGUUGUAACUGUCAUGACCAUAUCAUAUUCAACAAUGUGAAAUAGUUUGGAUCUAUACUGUAUCUUGUCUUUUCGGUUAUAUGCAAAUCAGUCUUGACUGACUGAAAAGAGUGACAUAUUGGCACUCUUACAUCGGUCACCUAGAUAUGUUACGGCUAAAUAGAAACCAGGCGUAAGUGAGGGCCCUCUUCAGAGUUACGAUAAGGACUUGUUGACGAUCUGACCACAGAGUACAGUAUAUACCUCACAGGGGUCCAACUCAGUCAAAAGCCGCCACUCCAUAUACUGUAUAGUCGCAAUGCUAAACACUCGCAAUGCUGUCUAAGCCAAGCUGGCCAUGUGGAUGUUUUCAACCAGGUGACGGCCUUUCCUUAGCGCACUGGAACGUAGCUGCCGGUUAUGCUUGACAUCAAAGACGCUAACACGAAGUUGAACUUCUAGAAGUGUUUUGUGACUGUGGUUUGAUGGCUAUCUUUAAAAGGGGGAACGAGGAAUCGGGGAAUAUCAUAUUCCCCCUUUUAGAGAUCAUUAAAAUGGGAACAUGGGGAUAUUGCCCCUUUUAAAGACCUUUAAAAGGGGGAAUAUGAUAUUCCCCCAUUCCCCGUUACUUCCCACUUUUAGAGAUAGCCAUGGUUUGAUGAAACCGCAGACGAGGAUAAACCCUCAACGGUGGAAUGGUGUAGGCGCUGAACACUCAAGUGUAUUGAGUAACUACAUACAGAACCUCCAUUGAUACAGUACCAGUGUUUCUACUCAGACGGAAUCGUCCUGUGUCACUGUGUGAAUAAAACUAUACCAUAUCCUUUAUUAUCCUUUUUAAUCAGGACGUUUCAAAUAAUUUCCUGGAAACUUUAGCGGCGUCAUCGGGAUCACUGACAAGUUUACGAAAAUUAAAUGCAUCUCAUAACUCGUUAAGAAAUUGCCCAGCUGGAGUUGCUGGCAUGUCAGGUAUAACACCAAACCUAGCUGUAUUAUCACUGAUGAUGAUCUGCAUGGGCUUACGUAUCGAAACUUUGCCAGUUAAAGAAAAUGUGGUGUAUUAUCUAUGGAUGUUUUCCAUAGUGUUAUUUACCUUCUUGAUGGACAGUAUUAAAUUUUAUAAUCUUUUUCAUUUCUUUGUCUUUUUUGUUUAUUGGUAACUUUAUUGUCUACUUGUUAGUAUUUUGUUCGUUUGUUAUUUUGGUCCUUUCUCACGCUUUCUCGUGCUUUUUUGGUACGUUCCAUGCUUUCUCGUGCUUUGUGUAUUUCUUUAUUGUAUCGUUAUUCUAUUCACACUUUGUUAUUUCUGUAAUUCUUACACGAUAUACUUACUGUAUGAGAUGUUUAUUAAAUCAGUUGUUGAAAUCUUGUUUCAAAUUUUCUUUUUAGUUUUAUGUGAAAUAAAUUUCUCAAACAAUAAGCUAGAAACCUUGCCAGAAGGUGAAUAUAAUUUAUGAAAUUAUUGUAUUAUUACGAUCAGAAAUAUUGCAUGUAUCCGUUUAUUUAUCAUAAAUAUCAUAAACAGAUUCUGCUCUGGGGGAGGGGGUGCCGACAGUUUAAGGGGUGGCAAAAAUUUGGGGGGAGGUUAGCGACAGGGUGCGUAGCGCCGCCGAGCAAGCUGCAGCAGGGGUCUGGGGGCACAGUUGGCAAAAUGUGAGAUUUUUUGUCUUAUUUAAUUCCAAAUCCUUGUUUUUAAUCUUACUUAGUUAUUUCAAUCGCACUACUAUCAUUUAUCCCAAUGGGGGUGCAAAUUUCUCUAGGUGGAGAUUUCUCUUCGUGCAAGUUUCCAUGAAGCAGACCGUGGUGGUGUGGUACUUGUCUGUGGUACUUAUAUCUAAGUGAAUAUUAAGAUAAAUCAUUUCAUUUUAGAUAUUGGUAAGCUGGGAAAGCUGGAGAGACUCGAUUGUCGUUACAAUCACUUGACAAAAGUGCCCACUUUGCAGUCAUGUACCAGACUUAAGGUACAGUAAUUUGGGCUAGCAUGAAUAUGCCUGUACAGUGAAGUAUAAUGAUUUUGCAAAUGUCGUACAGUAUAUUCUACACCACUUGAUACUAAAGUCAUUCCUUGUAAUGUACUGUAUGGUUAUAUUGUUGCUGUUUCUGUACAUUGACCAUGUACAUCUUUCUGCAUGCUUUCUUCCCUCACUUAAUACCAAGAUUUCGAAGAUUUAUACCGAACAUUUUUUCAGCAUUGGCGUGAAAUUGAGGUUAAACGCGCGUUUACGCAACCACGUGUCAGAAUAUUUUCAUAAUAUACACAUAAGUUUCUGCCUUUUUAUGCUGUGACGAUUGGAUGUUAUAUCUUGUUGUUAUGCCUUUUAGGAACUCUACGUGGGGUAUAACCAUAUAGCUAACAUAAACCCAGACGAAAUAUUAUGUUUAUCUUCUGUGAUGAUCCUGCAUCUUCGAGAUAACAAGAUCGCCCGGUGUGUUACCUGCGAGUAUUAAAAAAAAUAAAGUGUUAUUCGUGUUAUUCUUUGUAGAUUUUGAUAUUUGUAUAUUUGUAGAUAUAAUGUACAUUUUACCUUAAUAGGCCUACAUAGUAUAUAGAACCUUUACCACAAUAAAUUAUGGAUAUCUAAAGUUUAUAACUUAAAGGUGGAAGCUGUGAAAAUGUUAAUAUGCUUACAUGUAUCUCAAUGAAGUUACGUUUCUCGUUUCAAGUUUGCCCAACGAAAUUACAACGAUGACUGUCCUGGAACGACUGGAUUUAUCUAACAACAAUCUUUCUGAGUAAGUACAGUAUAUGCACAUGAUUUCCCUACACAAAACCAACAUUUCAGAUGGAUUUAUGUGUUUUAAUAGACUUCCAUAUCGCAUGGGCAACAUGAACAAACUGAAAUCAGUAAUACUGGAUGGGAAUCCUUUACGAAGUAUCAGGCGAGAUAUUAUAAUGGUGGGAGUUUUUGAGCAAAUGCUUUUUGCAUGUUUAGGCUAGACUUUAUAAUAGUACUGUAACUUAUUUUUGUUCCAUAUUGUACUUUGAUUGCUAUCAAUUUGUUCUCUGAGUUUGGUUCAUUUUCAGUGCGUGUUUAUUUUCCUUACAGAAAGGAACUGCUGCAAUACUGAAACACCUUAAGAACAAAAUACCAGGCGAGUCAUCA
Messenger RNA from Paramuricea clavata, 7424 nucleotides. The record is from the annotation of a GenBank genome assembly. Lineage: Eukaryota; Metazoa; Cnidaria; Anthozoa; Malacalcyonacea; Plexauridae.